UUCUUCCCCUAACAACGCUCCUCCCUCCAAGCGUCUAGAUCACAGUUCACCUGCCACCCGCUAACAUGACCGAACUAAUUAGUAAUUACUUGCUCACCAAAACACAAAAGAGUUUAUCACAGAAAUGGCCAUCUCACUUUGAGGUCGCUAGCAUAUUAGCACCUAAACUUUGCCUUUUCAACCAACUUUGAUGUCAGUCACUAGAGUUUAGUAUAACUACAAAAUAGUCAUAAUAUGUUUAUUCUCCGUUGUGUUAACCGUUCAAAUUGACCAGAUUAGCAUGUCAGCUCAAGUGCUCAACCAGACCAAUGAAUCAAAACAAUUACAUCGACCUUAUUUAGAUGAAGUAGAUGACCUGAGUCUAACUCGUGCUCGAUUCGUAUCAAACCUUUUACACUACCCAAUUCCUAGCCACACAACAGCUGAAACCAGUCCAAUAAUCCCCCUUCCUCACCCUACCUGACAACUAAUCAGAGAGUGGAAAAGAAAGGCCUAUCUUAACUCAAAUCAGCACGUUCCAAAUUCAUUACCUGUCGCGUGAUUCGCAUUGCGCAUCGCCUGAUACCACUCCAACCAGAUAAGCUCAUCACAGAAGCAACUAGUAUAUCAUCAUUCUAAAAUUCAUUGAGAACCUGGAUAAGGAAUAAAAAAAAGUGAAAUACGUCAGCAACUCAAAGUUCAGUGACUAUUUCUGCAAUUGUCCCAAGUUCAUUUUGUUUCUUCCUUGCUCAUCACUGUAGUCAUAUUGUCAAUUAUUAUGAUUUGGCCCCGAUCAGGAACCCUCCUCGUCAUUCCCAUUUCCCCCAUGUGGGAUUACAUAAAUAAAUUCGUGGCAAGCAAACAAGACAAGAAAUGAGAGAUGAAGGGACUGACCAACUAUUAAAAGUCGGCGGCUCCAGUCUUGUGACCUUCACGGUCAAUUAUCUCCUACCGCCCUUUCCUCUCCUUUUCCCUUCCCCUUUUCCGUCCAUAUUUAUUCCUCCACAAAUCCUCCCAUUUCCCAGAUUGCAGAGUUGGCAAUAUUUUGCAAUCAUUCCAUUCCCCCAAACCCGAAAAACCUCUCUCUCCAUCUUCCUAGUUUCCUUCCACACUACAACCGAGAAACAUUUCACAAAGUAUAAACUCGAGAAUGGAGGUGAUCAUACCUUCAUCACCAGGCGGAGGGAUGGGAUUCGACUUCAACGACGCCAGGCCACUGCCUUUCCUGAGCGCGCCGGCUUCCCCGCGGCGGUUCGGCGACCUCACCCUCAGCGCUCCGACCAGCCCGGGGCGGGUGGCGGAGUUCUACCGCAGCUUCGAGAACUUCUCCCUCAUGGGCGAGUACGUGGAGCAGAGCGACGACGGCGGCGUCCCCUUCCACUGGGAAGAGAAACCAGGGACGCCCAAAUCGCCCAAGAAGCUGCCUUCCUUCAACGACCAAGAUUUCGCUUUCGAUUUCAGCGCCGAUUCGGAGAUGUCGUCUCUCACCGCCGACGAGCUGUUUGAUGACGGCAAGAUCCGGCCUUUGAAGCUCCCGCCGAGGAUGCAGGUGGAAGAGAUCAAAAGCCCCCUGGUUCAUUCCCCCAGGUCUCCCAGGUCGCCUAUCGAGCAGGGGAAGAGGAUCAUAAAGGGCGCAUUCUCCCCCAGAAAGAAGAAAGAUCAAGCUGCUCCAAUGGAGUUUGUUAAUUCGAGUAAUGAAAGGGGAAGAGGGAGGAAUCUGACCUCGAGUUCAAGCAGGAGAGGGGCCGCGAGAUCUUUGUCCCCGUACAGAGUUUCGCAGUAUCCAUGGGAAGAAGAGGAGAGACAGUUUCAACAACAGCCACAGCCAGAGACAGAGCACAAUCUACAGCCUGUUUCUUCUGCUGCUCCUGCUGCUGCUCCGAGUACCACCGGAAAGAGUUCGUCGAGGAAGUGGAGACUGCGGGAUCUGCUGUUGUUCAGAAGCGCGUCGGAAGGGCGAGCUGCGGACAGGGAUCCUUACAGAAAGCACGCGGCUUUCGGGGGUUUGUUCAGGAGGCACGACGAUGUGAAGAGCUGCAGCAUCCGGUCGUCGGACAGCAACGGCUCGAAUUCCGGGUCGAUGAGGAGGAAAGGACCCAUUUCGGCUCACGAGCUGCAUUACACCAAGAACAAAGCAGCAUCGGAGGACAUGAAGAAGAGGACUUAUUUGCCUUACAAACAGGGGAUUCUCGGGAUGAGAUUAGCCUUCAGUCCUUCCCCUGCUCGAUAAAACAAGGAGACGAUACUACAAAAUACAUAUAUACACAAUCGUUGAUUCAUCAAAGUGAAGAGCUUUCUUUUGUUCUUUUGUUUGAUCUUCUUCCCCAGUUGUCUAUAUACGCUCUUCUUCCUGUUCUGUGAAGAGCAAAGCACAGAGGAAAAGAAAACAGAUAGCAGCAGCCUAGUCUAUGGUGUUCUUGAGCAACCAUAUCACUGGCAUUUCCACAGUUCAUACACAGCACAAAUAGCUAUAUCAAUUGCAUUUUCCCCCUUUCUAUUUUUGUUUCCAAUCAUCUUGUAGUACUGUAGAAGGAUAGUAAAUAUUCCUAUAUCCCAGCAGUUACAGCAGAUCAUCAGGUUAAUUCAUUAGUAUAAUAAAUUGUUUUUGCUGCA
Molecule: messenger RNA, 2592 nt
Organism: Linum trigynum
Lineage: Eukaryota; Viridiplantae; Streptophyta; Magnoliopsida; Malpighiales; Linaceae
Source: the annotation of a GenBank genome assembly